Molecule: messenger RNA, 448 nt
Organism: Aedes albopictus (Asian tiger mosquito)
Lineage: Eukaryota; Metazoa; Arthropoda; Insecta; Diptera; Culicidae
Product: larval cuticle protein A2B-like
Exons: 1
Cellular component (GO): extracellular matrix
Source: RefSeq, a predicted model, not a curated record
UUACAGGUUUUCAUCGUGAUAGUUGCCUGCAUUGGUGCCAUUGCUGCCCAGCACUAUUAUCAGCAACCUCAUCAGAGUCAUCACGAGGAAGAGCACCAUGCCCCAGCACACUACGAGUUCCACUAUGACAUCCACGAUGACCAUACCGGAGAUGUGCAUGGACAGAAGGAAACUCGAGAGGGAGAUAAGACUCAGGGAGAGUACUACCUGAUCGAUGCUGAUGGUCACAAGCGCACUGUCACCUAUCACGUUGAUGGCAAGAGUGGAUUCAUCGCUGAAGUGCACCGCGAACCAAUCAAGGGAUACCAGGCUCCACAGCCAGUUCACAAAAUCGUGGCUGCUCCAGUGCAACAACAUUAUUACCAUCACUAAGUGUACGCAAAUGGUUAUCGCUGUUUAAAAUAAUGUAGCAAAAUUUAGUCAAAUUAAAUAAUUCAAUUUAAACUUC